GUUCCAUGUUUACAACGUGAGGUUAUACCCAUGUUUACAUUCGAAAAAGCUUUGUUGUAUUAGUUUCUUUACAGUUGAUAGUUUGCUCCAAUAGGUUUUAUUUAGUUAAAUAUGGACCCAGCACUGCUAAGAGAAAGGGAACUAUUUAAAAAAAGAGCUCUUAGCACCCCCACAGUUGAAAAAAAGAAACCUAAAGAUGAUUCGUUUCUCACCCCAAAAGAUGAUUCCAAAAAGAAAUCCAAACCUCCAACCUCAGCCCCAAACUACAAGGCUAUGUCUGGUAGUUCUCAAUACAAAUUCAGUGUGCUUGCUAAAAUUGUCAAGUAUAUGAAACAAAGACAUCAAGAAGGAGAUGACCAUCCCUUAACCUUAGAAGAAAUUUUGGAUGAAACAAAUCAAUUAGAUGCAGGAAGUAAAGUGAAACAGUGGCUCCAGACCGAAGCUUUGGCCAAUAAUCCAAAAAUUGAAGUUAACAAUGAGGGAAAAUACAUUUUUAAAGCACCAUAUAAAAUUAAGGAUAAAAAAGGUCUGCUCCGGUUGUUGAGGCAACAUGAUUUAAAAGGACUUGGUGGAAUAAUGUUAGAAGAUGUGCAAGAAUCUCUUCCUCAUUGUGAUAAAGCUCUUAAGAGUUUGCAAAAUGAAAUUAUAUAUAUUUCACGGCCAAUAGAUAAAAAGAAGAUAAUGUUUUAUAAUGAUAGAGCUGCUACUUUAGGCUUGGAUGAAGAAUUUCAGAAGCUUUGGCGUGCUGUUGCUGUUGAAAGUAUGGAUGACCAGAAAAUAGAAGAAUAUUUAGAGAAACAGGGAAUUAGAUCUAUGCAAGACCAUGGCCUAAAGAAACCAUUGAAUGUUCAGAAACGAAAGAAACCAAUUCAAAGGAAAAGACAGUUUAAAAAGCCUAGAGAUAAUGAACAUUUGGCUGAUGUCUUGGAAACUUAUGAUAAUGAUAAAUAACUGUAUAGUAACAUGUAAUAAGAAGUGAUGUAUUAUACUGUAUAUAAUAAUAUAUUUUUUUAUAAUUUGAA
Nezara viridula (southern green stink bug) is the source of this 1022-nucleotide messenger RNA. Lineage: Eukaryota; Metazoa; Arthropoda; Insecta; Hemiptera; Pentatomidae. The record is from the annotation of a GenBank genome assembly.